Molecule: messenger RNA, 345 nt
Organism: Closterium sp. Naga37s-1
Lineage: Eukaryota; Viridiplantae; Streptophyta; Zygnematophyceae; Desmidiales; Closteriaceae
Source: the annotation of a GenBank genome assembly
AUGGGAAUGAUGGGUCCAGAGAGUAGGAGUCAUUCAGGAUUCAAGCAGGGCCCCCGGGGGCGGGAGAGCCGGAGCCAAGCGGAGAAGUGCAAGAAGCAGGAGAAGGAGAGCAAGACGCAACCCGAGGAGAAGGUCGACGGGAUUGAUGACGGGAAGAAUGAAACGAAGGGAGGCGCUAGAGCGGGAGAGGGAAGCGCGGGAGGAGAGGAGGCGGCGAGAAAGCAGAAGGCGUGGAACAAGGAGGACAUGAAGUUCGCGCGUGAAGAGGCAGCCGUGAGGCGGAACAUUGCUCGGAGCAAGCGACAAGCGGCCAAGGAGAGGCGCAACCGUUUGCUGGACGAGUGA